Messenger RNA from Didymella exigua CBS 183.55, 1150 nucleotides. RefSeq lists its product as uncharacterized. Bases 316 to 720 code for a protein of 134 amino acids. NCBI's taxonomy places the organism in Eukaryota, Fungi, Ascomycota, Dothideomycetes, Pleosporales, Didymellaceae. The record is from RefSeq and is a predicted model, not a curated record. The transcript has a single exon.
CACGGAAGUGCGCUACGCCGCGCACCCUUGAACACGGGGCCAAGCGUUCGGCCUUAGCGUGGGGUUGCCCCCUGAACAUCAUAUACACCGGUCACUGCAGGUCGCACGACGGCAUAAACAAUCUUCCCCCUCGACGCCUGGAGCGAUCCUUGCUUGUACAAACAUUGUUUCCUUGAUAUAAUAAGCCUUGAAUCUUGAAGAGAGGUUGUUUGAAACGUCACAUCUACCCAAAUCAUUCAAGUUGUUCCCCUUUAAACAGCUGAGUCUGAACCUUUCUCAAGCUUGAACGAUACUCGACAACCUCAAAGCACCAAAAUGUCGUCAUUCACACAAACACUGCCAACUGGCCUACCGACAUCACCACGCGCAAAUCGCCAAAUGCUGCUCCCACUCGACACAUCGUUCCCAGCCCAAGACUCCACACCAUCCUCAUCCUCGGACACACUCGCAAGCCAAUCACAGCAACCGACACCAAACACACGGCACCGCAACCACGACUCGCUCAUCUUCAUCAACGCGACCAUCCCCUUGAGUCCUGCGUCUUCGACAUCAAACGACUCCAGCAGCGAUGCUCUGCUCGACGGUCUCACGCCACGCAAACGCAACGGCUUUGUCCGCUUCUUCUGCUGCUUUGGCCGCGAGGAGCGUGCGAGAAGACGGGUGUUUCGGGAGACGCAGUUUGAGAAGGUUGGGGAGAAGAGUCAUUGGUCUGAGUACUGAGCUCUUGCUUUCGUUAUCCGGAGCGACACGCGGCAACGAUUCCAUCUUGAAGGCCACUAGCUGCUAUAUGGUAUUGAGCUGAUACAGCAUUGCCCGAUGAGAGUCACUUACCGAUGGCCUCGGUUUUGAACAAACGUUGGCGGCAUUUCUUAAUCUUUCAUUCUUGUACCUAUAUUCACGGGCUCUGAUAUGCCUCGCUGUGGGGCUUUUGUCAGCUCAUCUCCUUUGUACUGUGUUCAUAGCUUCGGCGUUCGGGGUCUCGGUCCAUUCUCUCUUCGUAUCCAAUACCAAAAGCCGUUUGGCAGAUGCCAAUGUCAUCAAAAAUAAAACACCAACCACUACUGCAUCGUGCCACCCUUUCGUCUGUGCUUCCUCGUCACACUGCGUUCCCCAGCCACCUGCAACUCGAGUCAUUUAUCUCCUCACUGGU